GAGGUGCCUUUUCUCCUCACCAUCCCACUAUCUGUUAACUCGCGGCCUCCAGCCCCCAGUGCAAUCCGGGGGGAGCAAGAUGAAGUGGAAGGGGAUUGUUAUCUCUGCUGUCCUGCAGGCACAGCUCCCAAUUACAGAUGCUGCACCGGUUCCAGGACUGACAGACCCAAGACUGUGCUACAUACUGGAUGGGAUCCUCUUCAUCUAUGCAGUCAUCAUUACGGCCCUCUUUUUGAAAGCUAAGUUCAGCAAAGCCCCUGAAUCCCCGGCACUGCAGGGCCAGAAUGACGUGUAUAAUAAAUUGUCUCGUACAACCAGAGAUGAAUAUGAUGUUCUGGGAACUAAAAAGAGAGGCUCUGACCUUGAAAUGGGAGGGAGAAAUCAGCAGAGAAGAAAGAAGUCAUCUCAGGACACAGUUUACACUUCUUUGCAGAAGGACAAGAUGGGCGAGGCAUACAGUGAAAUUGGGAAGAAGGGAGAGCACCAGAGGCGGCGAGGCAAAGGGAAUGAUGCUGUCUACCAGGGACUCAGCUCCGCAACCAAGGACACAUAUGAUGCCCUCCAGAUGCAGCCGUUGCCCCCUCACUAAGUGGCAUUCGUGCAGUGGACAGGCAAGACUGAGACAAGUCCAGAUGCUUUGGGCGAGGAGAGAAGGGAAACAAUCAUCAAUCCAAAAAAGGCCAUUCAGUCAACACCCAUUUUUUCAGGACUGCAAAUUAUAUAUGCGUGGUUCAUUGCACAAAGUAGGACAAAUCUGGAUUUAGUUCCCCUCCUCCCUUCCCCCCUUCAAAACUAUACAAUCUCAAGCUUUAGCUUUUAAAUGUACAUAUCUGUAAAACUAUUCCUAAUGAUAGUGGCUGUUUUGUACCAGCAAGUGUUGGGCAGGAGACUAGGACGUUGGGUUCUCUUCCUCCUCCUCACUGAGCUGGUUUCUUUGGCUAUUUAAAAUCCCCCCAAAACUACACCCUAUUUACCCACCUCACAGGUGGUUGACAUUUAAUUACUGGCUAAAGCACUUUUAAGGUCCUUAUAAGGAAGGUGCUAUAGCUACCCCCAGUAUUAUCUACAGGAAGACUAAUCUGCAUCAGCAUAACUAUGGCAGUCUCACUCCAAUAUUUUUCUGCUGUAAAUUUAGCUUUAUUUCUAAGUUGGUUUUAGCUGUGGAGAGCUGUUCUUACUGUAAAUGACGACAUGUUUCUAGAGUGAAAGACAAAAGCUAAAAGCAGGCUCUACCUUGACAGUGUGAGGAGGAUUCAGUGCUAGGCUGCAACAAGAGAUCAAGAAAACAACAUCCCAGUGUGACCAGCUCUUGCAGCACAUGGACGGCAUCCAGAAAUGCUAAUGGAAAUAUAUGAAAGCUAGGACACCUUUACCAGCAAGGUUCCAUGGUAAAAACAGGAGUGGUGCAGCAUACAGAUUAUGCUCGAGAACACUGGGAAAGUUGGGAUUUAAUUAAAAAGGCAAGUUUUUUUAAUCGACAAUCCAAAACUUGACUUCUCUCUUCCCUCACUGUUGCUCAAGCCACACAAUUUAAGGGAUAUUCCUUCCCCACUUAAAAUACAGCACCGAAGUAUGUAAGAAUUUUUAAAAACCUUGCAGGAUAAUUUUAAAGAUGAGGAGUACAGAUUCAACACAAAGGUGAUGGUGGCUCAGCAAUUCAGAUGUUUUUUGAUGAGGUAAUAAAACGGAUGGGGAAGCUA
Molecule: messenger RNA, 1700 nt
Organism: Malaclemys terrapin pileata
Lineage: Eukaryota; Metazoa; Chordata; Testudines; Emydidae
Gene: CD247
Product: CD247 molecule
Exons: 8
Coding region: 80-589 (169 amino acids)
Biological process (GO): cell surface receptor signaling pathway
Cellular component (GO): membrane
Molecular function (GO): transmembrane signaling receptor activity
Source: RefSeq, a predicted model, not a curated record